GUCGUGCAGUGUUGUGACAUUUCUCGUUAACUUCUCGUAGGGAUGUGAAGUGAACUCGACAGUGAUGUGGGAUUUUGUGAUGCGGCUCAACGAGGGACUUAGAUUUUCAAGCAACCACGAAUGAUUUGUCAAAAGUGAGAGAACGACGCGGAGCUUAUUAAAAAUGGCGAUCGUUGUUGGUCAAGUAUGGGUGCGGUCGGGCGUGGUGCUGGUGAUGGUGGGGUCCGCCUCGGCCCGCGUCGCCGGCAAGAUGGGCGGUUACUCCAACAAAAUGGGAGGCAAAUCGACGAGCGGCAUCAACGAGGAGAUAAUAUGGAUCAGCAUAAGCAUGGCGAUAGCGAUAGCGGUGCUGAUAGCAAUAGCUCUCUGCUACAUCCUCAAAGAGAAGUGUACGAAGCGGCAGAACUAUCGCGAGCAGUCAUGACGAUACAAGCAGGAGUUCGCUAAGUACGCGCUAGCAGACUCCUUCACCGAGAUAGAGUUUCCCGCCUACACUCUCUAUCCCCAGUACUCUCCUGACGGCACGGAAUACUACUACAAUUUCCACCGUUUCUCCUACCUAAAGAACAGCUUCAAGCUACCACCGAAAGACUAUCCGAUUAAGGACAGUCUGUACCCGUUCACGAGAAAGGAGAGUGUUUAUCCGAUUACGGAUCAACAACGGAUUAUGGAUAAGGAGGGUGUAUAUAUUAACGCGUGAUUAGUUUGCUAUUGAUGUGCGAUGGCAGAUAUCUAGAUAGACAAGUAGACAAGUUUUCUUACUUUUUUGCUUAUAACCUUUUUAAUAUUUAAUUAAGGGUAAAAAGUUAUAUAAACAUGUUUGUAGGCAAACUAAUUUGCAACAAAUUAUGCUUUGACAAUUUUUUGUAAGACGUAUAGUUUCAGAGGUAUCGCGAAAAUAGUGUUGUCACGAUGGCGGCCGGGGGACAAGGUUGGCUACCCCACAAACUUCAGAUUAAGCUUCUAUUGAGCCCCUCCACAUGACACAUAUCCAAAAAAUAAAAUUGCGUCCUCUAAAAAA
Aricia agestis (brown argus) is the source of this 1021-nucleotide messenger RNA. RefSeq lists its product as uncharacterized. The transcript is spliced from 4 exons. NCBI's taxonomy places the organism in Eukaryota, Metazoa, Arthropoda, Insecta, Lepidoptera, Lycaenidae. The record is from RefSeq and is a predicted model, not a curated record. Bases 164 to 424 code for a protein of 86 amino acids.